AAUCGAUCGAACCUGGCCUAACCCACUGUAUCCAUAACCACUCGAUGGAUCCGCGUCCUGUCUUCGCAUCUUGAUCCCCCGACGCUCCUCCCCACUCCAUCAAGGCAUCUCUUCUCUUUUGCUUCGAUCCAUCCCUUUCCAGGACUAGUCCAUCCAUACCCCUCAUUCCCCAAGGCGCCAUCAGCUCACCCCGCAUAGAUCUACAAUGUCAAAAUACCCAGGCCACCAUGCUACCAGUCAUCCUCGGGGUGCCUUUCCACCAUAUCCGACAGGAUCAGGAGGCGUUCCCGUCGGACCAGGAGGCAUGCCCAUGAACAAUGUUCCCGGGCAAGGUCCUCCGGUGCCGGGUCGCAUGGGAUUUCCAACAGGACGCAAUAUCGUGCCUCCAGGUCUCAACUACCAUGGUGGCGUCAAUUCCGGACCAAGUGGACCAGGAGGUUACGGCGGCGGAUUUUCGAGUGCCUCGGGAAUGCCCUAUGGAAGCAACAACAAUAAUAAUAAUAACAAUCAGAUGCCAUACGGACACGCAUCCCAACACACGACGCCGACUCAUUCGCCGUAUGCCUCCUCGCCCUCAUCAUCGGCAUAUCCAAGCUCGAGCAAAAGUCACUCCCCUUCACCAUUGCGGCGGUACGUCCUGCAACCACCACUAAAACAAAAGAAACUGCACAGGACCAGCGAUCUGGGUUACCCUGGUGUGUUUCCACAGAAGCCAGGACAGGAAGAGGAUCAAAUGACAUCCAAUAAUGUCAAAACGGGAUACAUGGACAAGGGCAUUAUUCAGAAUGAGACGGUCUCUGCCCAGGGAAUCUUGGCCGAUGGACUUCAGGAUCCCAAAAAGCUCCACGAUCUCGGAGCGUUCAUGGUGGAGGUGUUGAAAAAGAGACAAGAAUCCAGCAAAAUCACAGGGCCGAGUACAUUCAGGCCACCCAGUCGCGCCACACUCAACGAUCAAAAGAAGGAACAAUGGAUGGCGGAUCUUUCAGGAACAGUAUCACUGCGUCGACUUUCCAGAAGUGUGCCUCAUGGAUUCAAAUCAGAGAAACUGCUGGAGACCCUGGCUCAGCGACAGGUGCCAAUGAUGCGUGCAACAUGGUACAUCAAGAUCGUGGCGUUGAGUGAGAUGCAGGCCCAGCGGAGUCGACCCUCGUCAACUCAGAACCAGUAUUCAACCGACUGGACUUUGACCGUCAAUAUGUUCCUGAAGAAGCAGCUUCUGGAGAUCAAUCCACACUCAGUCGUCAAACCUGCUGCAUCUGCACUGAACCCCGCUAGUGGCGCCCAGAACGUGAAACCAUGGUCAAGCGAGGAGGCCAAGGAAAAAUGGGAAGCCAAGUGGCGCUACUCAGUGAUGUUGACGAAAUGGCAGUACAACGAGGGGCUAUUGGAUCAUCGGCAUUUCCUGAGAGCCACAGUGGAGCAAUUAUCAUCGCUUGGGUUCGAACAAGUCGCCCUACUGCUGAGCCUGAUAUCCAUGUUUUUAUCCGAGUACGCAAGAUCAAGGCUUUUAAUGAGGUUGUUAAUCGAGGGGCUCUUAAGCACCCUUCAGUCCGUGCAAAGGCAUCCCUCGUACAACCAACCUGUGUUUCGAUAUGCAUACCUUGAGCUGGAACUCAAAAGGAUGCUCCAGUCCAUAUUUUUAUCGACGCCAGAUAUGUUUGUAAUACCCAAGGCAUGGGCGACUCAUUCGACUUUGCUGCAACAGGUGCUUCUCCAUGACAUUCAAUCGGUCUCACACAAGCCGACAGUAUUCCCGAACGUUGAGUCAGUUCUUGAGGCAAACUACAAAAUGAUUCGUGCCAGGGUGCAAGUCUUUACAGAUUUGAAUUCAAGUGGAGCAGACAAUGCAAGCAAGACUGGACGGUUAGGAUCCAACGUCGAUAUUCUUGACAAGGUGGAUCAUACAUCGGAUAUGGAGCAAGUAGCGCACGAGUACUUUGCAGAAGGCACCGAGAGUUACUCGUGUUCAUCAAUACCGCCCUCGCCCUCAAAAUCUGUUUUUUCACCAACAUCGGCGUAUUUCGUACGACCAGAAGCGCCCUCCCCCUCGUCCUCUCAGCGAUUAGAAGGGGCCUGGAGGUCCAGGGUGAAUACACUUUGUGAAUGGGCCAUUACCAACUCUCGCUAUGGACAUCACAGGAUCUACCUUGCCGGAACGCUGCUCGGUAUCUGGCGUGAGAGCCCUGUUCUUUCACCUCGAGUUCCUCUUCACGAGAGAACGUCGAGACUACAGGGAGCAUUACUUGAAUUUUUAGACUCAUUCAAUGGAACACACCUUCAACCAACUCAUCAUCUGGACCUAAACCAUGGCCACCACCAACAACACAGCACCCAUGGAAGCGAAGAUACUUUGGAAGCUAUUGCUCGACUCUUUGGCAACCUUAUCCACGACCGCCUGUUCUCGUAUCAGCAAUACCUGCAGCGACUCAUUGCAAGAGGUGAUCUACAACCGAGCAAGCGUGGUCAGGAGUCGACGUUGAGGCAUUUAAAGUAUUUGCAAUCUUUUCCGCUCCACAAGGACGCACAGGCGCAUCACUUGAACCAGCGUCGAGUUGUGCUCUAUGGAGUCAAUGGCGAGGACGAGUAUGAUCGUGAAUGCUUCGAAACUAUUACAGCGCAGAUCAAAUCAAAGCUGCCACACAUGUUUUCCUCAGAAGCUGCCAAUAUCACUGUUCCGAUUAAGGACUCGCCACAGGACGGCCAAGAAUUGGCGAUACCCUUGUCUGUUCAGUAUAUGGAGCUUAUUCUGUCGGCUAGCAGAUUCUGUCAGCUCCGCGUAACAUCUCAGUGGCUGCUCAACGCUGUCAAAUCGUAUGUGGUCAAGCAUAUUCAGAUUGGAGAGGACAACUGGAGAGUCAUGACCUCGCCAGGAUCGUCACUUCUGAAUGUGAGGCAGUUUGCGACAGUUGUGAAUGUUAUGGAAGUGGCAAGCGAUUUCCAUUCUUUAUACGAUACGUGUAUAUGGCUGUUAGAUCAUACAUCGGACAAGGCUCUGCUGACAUAUGUUGUGAACGUGGCAAAGAAGCAUUGCAUGGUGUGGACAGCCAUGGGCGUCCUCACAAAGUUCUCCCAGGCGAUCCUUGCAAAGCACUAUUCCCUCCAGUCCAAGAAUGUGAUCUACAAAUCACUGCCUCGAUACUUGGCAUUGGAGGCGCAUAACGUUCCAGAGGACAUUCGUGCUCAGAUGGAGGCUGAUCUUGUCACCUCAAAGAUAUCAACCUCGACAGGCGCCACCAUCCCCGCACAGCUUCAGGAGCUUCAGAGCUUGCCCAAGGACCCAUCCCCAACAGCUGUCUCCAAUAUGGCGUCGUCUCUGCAUUUCAAGUACGGUGGACUGGCACAUUGGCCCUUACGUCUUUUUGACGGGUGUAUUGAUGCGCUUCGGAAACUGGACGCCGCAGUGAAGAGCAGUAGUGCAGGAUUGGAUAAUGCGAUGAACGGUACCGGUUUCUCAUCUGCGACUGCGACUCAGGAAAUCGUUCGGAUAUCCAGACUGUAUGCAGAACUCUUGGUUGAAAUGGCGGAACGUGUCGGCAAUGGCUGCAUGAACGAGGUGGUCCUGUCUUGGUUACGCCUUCAUGAUGUCGAUUGGAUGAUAUCAGUCCUGGGAGCAUCAACGCAUGGAGACGAGGAAGCUGGAGAUGAAAGCCAGCCCAUUUGGUUCCUGUCAUUCAUGGUGCAGCUGGUGAUCCAAGGCUUUUGUUCGAUUGAGGUAUUGGUUCAGGAUAUGUGUGGGGCGACACUGACCAAGUUAGCGAGUACAAUACAGCAGCCCUUAUCGCAUAUGGAUACCCAUGGGGAUCAGCUGGACGAGAUGCAACAACAACACCAGCAUCAGAAUGUCCCUGACGAGUCCACGUUGCGUCUUUGCAUGACCAUCGUUGUCUUAUUAAGGUUACUGCUUCUGGAGGACGCUUUUUCGGACCCAAGAGCGAGUCACGCCUAUGGAGCAAGUCAUCAUGGCCUUUCACUCGAGCAUCAUACCCACCGGCUCGGGAUCCAACUGACGAUCGCAGAGAUCCAUGCAUUACAAACUCAGAGAUACUCGCGACUUAUGGCUAUGCAGCAGCAGUUGCGGAACGAGCAGAACUCGGAGUCGGAGGGUAUUUCUUCGUUCACCUCGUCUUUGAUGGAGCAGCAGAUGAUGCUGGUGCAGUUCCAGAUAUGCAGAGACUUGGUCUGGGUCGAGUCGUGCCUGCCCCUGAACCACAAGGUGCUGCAUGAGAUCCAUGAAUACCGCAAAGAUUGGGCCCUUUCUGCAGACUGGCUGCGCGAGAGGUGUCUGUCGAACGUUGACGGUGCCUAUAAGAUGUUUUUGCAGACCCGGCAAGACCAAUCACAGGCAGGAGCAAUUGGAAGCAGAAUGCCAGGAGACAGCAAGAGCAUCGGCACUAACACUCAGGACAACAAGAAGCAUCUGGAAGUUGUCGACCGUAAGAUGAUGGAGACCUUCCAAAUGUUGGUAGCGGAGAGCCAUGACGGUCUGAUGCUUCUGGAUACCUAUGGCGAUGCAGCACUGACACCCAGCAUGAUCCAACAGAGAACAUUCCGUUCUAUAUUCUCGCGAGUCGAUCGCUGGAUGUUUGAUCGAUGCAAGAUCGAGUUUUGGUUGCUGCUGGAUAAUGUCAUGAUAGAGCGCGCAACCCGAGAAAAGCGCACUGUCGGGGACAGAAAUUCCAAGGAUGGCACUGCUCAGGGCUCGACUCCAUCAUCCGGCGCUGCAUCAAUAACCUCGGACGGACUAAUGAUGAUGGAGGGCGUGACCAUGACCUUGGGCACCGGAGCUUCUUCUCAGGUGACGAAUUCGAUGGGUCUAUCAGACACAGGGGUCGAUGGCGGUGGAAACGGAGCGGCGGGCGACUCACUUCAGCAGCUGAUCCACAUCUUUUUCCAAGAAUUUGUCCUCUCGGAGACCGUGGACAAGGAGCUUCUGGGACGAAUGCUUGUCGGUAUGAGGAGCGAUGCCGUCGAGGAGUUUAUUCGGUAUGGAUACGGCAUCCUGGCUGGAAAUCCCAACGUUUUCUUUCCCUACAACGUCAUGAUUCUGCAGCGACCCGUCAGCAGCGCAGACUAUGUUCAGAUCGCGAGCAACUUCCAUUAUGUGAUGGAGAUCCUGAUGAAGGAAGGUCAACCACCACUGUCGUUGGUCACAGAGGAACUAUUGUCAAGUCAGACAUCUGCCGCAAGUGCAACGCCAUUAGCCUCGACACCCAGUAGCUCACAGCCAACAAAUACCAACAACAACAUGACAGCGUCAGUAUUGCAGGGUUUGGAUGCUAUCCAACUUGAAAAUAGGAUUGAAUUUGCGAAGAGCCUUCUGUGGCAACUCAAAAAAUUCGAGGAUAGGAUCCGAUACUUUGACGUGAUGCAUGCCAUCGGGUGCUCGUAUGAGGAAGCGUCCAAGGUCGUGCAGGACAGCGAAUCGGGAGGGAGAGACAUGGAGGAUUUAUUGCUCAAUGCGUCACUGCAGCGCCAUCACUUUACCCAAAGCCAUCCGCACCUGAUGAACGAGAGCACGGCCCCAUAUCAACAACAGCAAUUCCAGUCCUCUGGGGACCCGCCAAUCCAGUUGGUCGAUCUUCGGACAUCGCUCUGCCUGAGACUUCGACUUCUGGUCCCGCUGCUGCCUGUGAUCCUGCAGCAUCCAUCCUCAACAGCAUGUGAUCUGACGACCUAUGUUAUUCGCCUGACCAACCUCCUUGUCUCUUCAAUCAUUCACGGUCAGGGCUCAGAGGAACGACUGUUUGAAUUCUGUCUGGACAUGGUUUCGUGUUUGAUGGACGAAGUCCUUCUGCUUAGUGGUGGUUUGAGUGGAGGAGGGGCAGAUUCCAAGGCGAUGAGAAACGAUAUCUUAAACCAGUUGCGAACAGGAUUACCCCAGAUGACCAGCUCGAUUCCUACUGUUUUCGCGAGUAGGAUUUUCAGAAUCUUGCCUUUUCAGCAACACAACGUUUACUUCACAGGCCUCCGUACAUCUGGAGAUCCAGGAACGAAGGGAGCCAAGGAAAUCCAGCCAAGGCCAUGGGAUUGGCUCGAGGACUGCGUCGGAGAUGUGGAUCAGAACCCCCAUCAGCAGCUGCACCAACACCAGCAGCCUUCCCAAAGCCCUGCUCUUGGUUUGGGACUCUCGGAUUCCGGAUUAUCCACCUCCACCGGACUUGUCAAUGGAGACAGCAGUGGCACGGCAGGCUCUUCGUCUUCACUUUCUGGACCGUCUUUAUCGACCUCCUCUUCAUCCGCCAACGACAAUGCGAACGACACUUCAAUUUCUCUCACCCUCUUCGGCGCAAAACAGAUCCGGAGGCCUACAGACAGGACAACGUACGAGACGCAGUUCAAGUUGGGUCAUGGUGGCGGCGAUGACGAACAAGAGUUGAUCUUAGUUGAGGAGCAGCGGAGACCGUGCGAAUACGAUCACUCACACCAGCAGCAACUGUUGAUGCUACACCACCAGCAGAAGCAGGAGCAACUAAUGAUGCAACAGCUGCAGCUGCAUCAACAGCAGCAACAGAAACAGCAGGCUGAGGUCCUGAUGGGAACAGAUACUGGUCUAAGCACUGCAAUGUCAUCAGGCGGUAGUGCUGGUAAUAUGAUGGACAUGGACUUGUUCGGACCCGACUCAUCGGAGAGGAUAGCGCAAUCUAGAUCGGUGUCGUCUUUGUCACGACAGCAGGAGCCAGAUCCGGAGCUGGAAGAAGGACAGAUCUUGAACGACGAGGAUUUGGAUGUGAACUCGAUGGCAUGGGAUAGCAGCUUGAAUAGCGGGAGCAACAACAUUCCGAUUCAGCCGAUUCAGCAGACGGCAGAUACAGUAGCUACGGCAAUCGUCAUAGAGGAUGGUGAAGUUGUUGAAAAGAAGGAGGAAAAUCAAUCAAGCGACGCAGGUGAUUUACUAAAGGCGGGUAUCGCUUCAGUUGCUGCAGUUACGCCUUUGGCUGUUCCUGCCACAUCUACCCCAGCUGCACCAGUGACAACUGCAGCUGUAACGGCGUCUAGUAAGAAGAAGACUGCUGCAACGACGGCGACCAAGCCUGCUAAAGGAGUGGUGGCAACCACUAAGACAUCCCGUGGAGGCAAGACCAACCGUGCAGGAAAGGGCAUCAAAGCUACACAAGCUACUGCGGAGGCCACUGCCAGUACGACAAUGACGACGACCCCAGCCUCUUCCGUCUCCUCUGCUAUGUCAGCGACAACUGCAGCAGACAUGGUUGCUCCUUUGAUUCAGCCCAUGGCGACCUCUGCAUCGUUGCCUCAAGUAUCUCAGCAGUCUCAACAAAUAACUGGACUACCGUUUCAGACGCAGCAACAAUCACAGCAGUUUCACCCAUUCCCACCACAGGGCCUCCAGAACCAGAUGCGGACAGUGGGAGGUAUGCAGCAACCCAUACCGAUGUCAAUUGCGUUCCCUCCGCAAGGACAGCCUGGUGGCCCCGGCGUGCUGACGAGCCAUCAGCUCAUGAACAUUAUGCGCCAAAACCAGAACGCUGCGAUGGCAGCCGCUGCAGCAGCUGCUGCAAAUAACCCAAACGGUGGCCCUGGGAUGGGGAACAUGACAUCGACGACGACUAUUGGAGGCAUACACGUCCCGUUCUUGAAUGGCCAGCAGCACCAGCAACAGCAAACGGCGCAACAGGCUCAGCAGAAUCAGCAGAACCAGUUCAUGGAUCCGUCAGCGUUCUUGAACAAUGGCAACAAUGGAGGACUUGGAUUUGGACCCGGAAAUCCGAUGAAUAUUCAUUUAGGCCACUUGAACAAUAACAACAAUAACAGCGGUGGAGGAGGUAAUGGAGGCAACAAUGGGAAUAAUGGCAAUACUGGUAGUAAUGGCGCCGGGUGGUAGGGACAAGCAAGCAAGGAAAUUGAAAGACUCUGGAUCUUUUUUUUUUUUUUCUUUUUGAAGAUUUUGCCUGUACAUUUACAAAUAGACGAGGAGGGAGAGUAGUGUCUAUCGAGGUGUAUAUAGUAGCUUUUACCUGUAAAUCAUAAAAACAAAUUCUUGGGUUUUUGAC
Molecule: messenger RNA, 8009 nt
Organism: Gamsiella multidivaricata
Lineage: Eukaryota; Fungi; Mortierellomycota; Mortierellomycetes; Mortierellales; Mortierellaceae
Exons: 13
Coding region: 206-7840 (2544 amino acids)
Biological process (GO): regulation of transcription by RNA polymerase II
Cellular component (GO): mediator complex
Molecular function (GO): transcription coregulator activity
Source: RefSeq, a predicted model, not a curated record